AUGGCGUCCGGCCAGUCCUCCGAGCUUCCCAACCUGGUGAACCUCAUCAAGACCCUGACACUGCCGCAAUUGAAAGAUUUACUACGGAAUGAGGGUCUCCCAGUAUCUGGGUUGAAGGCGGCAGUACAAGUGCGCAUUAUUGAUUAUCUCGAGCGACUCUGUCAUUCAGAAGGGAACAGCAUUCGAUAUGAUACUUUAAGACAUCGCAUUCUUCAGACUGGUCUACCUGGAUCUACGGUUUUCCAGGCCAAUCCCAAUCCCCAGUUUCAACAUCCGACUAUCUCGCAGCCAUCACCAUCCCAACCUCAAACUGCAUUGGGUGGCUCCAUGUCACCUCAUCCCCAUCCUUCUGGUCCGAUUGGCUUCAAAGAGAGUCCCUUUUUCACAGUCCUCAAAUCCCUUACACCGGUCGUGGAAUGCAAGGUUCGCGAGCAAACCAGGGAUAGUGUAGAGCUCAAGAUUUUUCUUUCUCAAUCCCAUAUCGCCGAUCUUGAAAAAGAUGCCAAUAUUCGGGUGAUGGUCUACUGUACAGCCGACUCGGGGCUCAAACAGUACACCAAGUCGGAUAUCGCCUUUCCCCACCAAGUGGAGCUGAAAGCGAAUCUAGACGAAGUUAAAGCCAAUCUGCGGGGGCUGAAGAACAAACCCGGUACCACCCAGCCUGCAGACGUGACGAACUAUUUACGCAAGAAAGCCAAUUACCCAAAUAACAUUGUGAUGACUUAUGCGUUGACCCAAAAGAAAUUCUUUGUGCUAGCCAACAUGGUUAAGCAACACCCGGUGGAGGAGCUUGUCGCCAAAUUAAAAUCACGCAAGCUUAUCUCCAAAGAGCAGGUGCUACGAGAGAUGAAAAACCGCGCGGAUGAUUCUGACAUUGUUGCCACCUCAAGCAUCAUGUCUCUUAAAUGCCCUCUAUCAACCCUACGCAUCCAGGUCCCUUGUCGCUCGGUGGUAUGCACUCAUAAUCAAUGCUUCGAUGCAUCCUCUUUUCUCCAAUUGCAGAAACAAGCACCGACCUGGACCUGCCCCGUGUGUGCCAAGUCCACCAGUUUUGAGUCUCUACAGGUAGAUCAAUAUGUGGAUGAAAUCCUUCAAUCUACCGAUUCAGAAGUGGACCAAGUGGUUGUGGAGCCAAGUGGUGCAUGGUCCAAGCUGGAUAACUCGGACACCGUGAAGCUGGGUGGAGUGACUCCGGGAACGGACGAGUAUGACGAUGAUGAUCUGAUUGAGAUCAGCGAGUCGGGGAACGGUGCCGUGAAGCAGGAACCUAUGCCUUCCAGUACUCUACUAGAGCGGACACCUGCUCAGUCCCGAGAAACGUCAACACCGUCCUCGAUGGCUCGUGUGUCCAGCAAAAAACGCUCAGCAACGGAAUUCAUCGAUCUCACCGGUAGUGAUGACGAUGAUGACGAAUCUCCUGGCCCGCCGCUGAAACGACCAGCAUUGAGCUUUGCAGUUCGAGGAAUUUCGUCGCAAGAUCCUCACCAACCCGUGGCCAGCAGUCCUCUCAGUGGCCGGUCUUAUCCUCCAUCGCACUAG
Molecule: messenger RNA, 1539 nt
Organism: Penicillium pulvis
Lineage: Eukaryota; Fungi; Ascomycota; Eurotiomycetes; Eurotiales; Aspergillaceae
Product: transcriptional regulator family: Zinc finger MIZ-type
Exons: 7
Coding region: 1-1539 (512 amino acids)
Biological process (GO): protein sumoylation
Molecular function (GO): zinc ion binding; SUMO ligase activity
Source: RefSeq, a predicted model, not a curated record